This is a messenger RNA of Pocillopora meandrina, 20676 nucleotides long. The record is from the annotation of a GenBank genome assembly. NCBI's taxonomy places the organism in Eukaryota, Metazoa, Cnidaria, Anthozoa, Scleractinia, Pocilloporidae.
AUGGCCAGUAAUACCAAAGGUGAUUCCAGGAGUGAUAGGGAUUCAAUUGCUUAUGAUGAUGUGGUGUCUUCAGGAGAUUUAAGCAAUGAAGAAGCUGCUCCAGCAGAAAAUGUACAAAAGAGGGGUGAUGCUUCACCUUUUGAAGGCAAGGGCACUAUGCAAACCCAAAACAAAGAUUUGAGAGGACAAAAUAAAACUGAAAAUUUAAAGACAGCUGAUGGAGGAAAAGAUGCAGAUAAUGAAAAUGACUCUAGUAAGGUGUUGUCUAAACCUAAUGAUAUUGAGUCCAAUGAUCAAGGUUCACGAAAUGAUAGACUGAAAAAUUGCAAGGAACAGUGGACACCAGUGAAAGCAGAUUUAAAUAAGAAUAAAGAUGGCAAGGGAUUCAUUGCUGGAGCAAAAACUGAAAAUGAUUCUAGUCCUCAGGUACCCUCAAGACGUCAACCUCGAAAGAGGGCUAGUAAUGACAUGGAACAAAAAACUUCACUCAGUCACAGUCCUGAAGGUGACCCUGUCAAGCCACCUAGAAGGCGUUUGCCACAAGUACCAAACUCUGCUGAACCAAGGGCUGAUCAGAAGAGUUCAUCAGAUGAAGGUGAUGUGCUUUCUGUGACCAGUAAUGACUCGGGUGAACAAAAACUUGAGGAAAUUAUUUGCAAGCCAGUGCUAACAUCAAGUCCAAACCAAGAUGAGCUACCUAGCUUGACUGUAGAAAAUAAUGUGAUGGACACAAGCCGCAAAGUCCUCUCAUUCAUGGAUGUGUCCUCUGAAGGUGGUGUUAGAAAAGUGGAAUCAUUUUAUGACUUUCUUUACUCUCAAGAGGGUGCUGAUGUUUCUAAAGAAAGAUCGACAUCUCCUAUUUUAGUGCAAAGGCGGGACACAAUUGGUAGUGCACUGUCUGGUUCACAGGAACAUCUAUAUGAUGAUGUUCCAAGAGAUAGCAGUGUUGCCCAGAGCUGGAAAAGUAAUGGAACAUAUGAUGAGGUCAUAGUCAACAGAGGUAUGUCUUGUUCUGGAGUAUUUAGUGUUCUGGACUUACAUCUAGAGGCCCCAAAUUUGAGUGUCAUGCUAAUGACAUCCUAAAUUUGAUUUUCGGUAGAACUUUAUAAGUUUGAAUCUUCAACCACAUCAUUGAAGAUGGUCUAAGGCUUAAAAUAUCAAAUUUUAUAACUAGAAACUCUUUGUGGUGGCCAACACUGUUGACAGUCAAAAACUGUUCACCAAAGUGGAGGUGGCUAGUGAUGAAUAUUUACCUAUUCAUGUUAGCUAAUGACACUGAGUUGACUGAUUGUUCUAGAAUAUAGUAAACAGUGCGAAUAAUACAGCUCAAGAAGAUGGUUUUUAACUCAUUUAUUCUAGCAACGAUUACAAUAUUUUCGGGUGCAAAUCCAGAGCAUGUUGCUCUGAGGUGAACAGCAAAGGAUAUUCAAUGUUUGAGUAGCUAAUCAGAGUGCAUCUUCAAUGCCAUCCACUGUUUUAGUAUUUAAAACCAAAUUAUCAUACAAUGUUAAAUAAUAAGCUGGUUUGCUUUCUGACUGGUGGGGUUUUUAGUCAAGUCUUACUGUAUAUGGUGUAUAUUCUUUGUUGUUAUUUGAUUGGAAUGUCCUUGAAAUAACAGCAUAAAUUAAACUUUUGUGCUUUUGACAUAAAUAUUUAUUUUGUUCAAAUCAUAUACUAUAUCAUCUCUUUUCCUUGAACCACAGAGGCAUAUGUCAUGCCUUCACAUGAUGAUGAAAGUGAUGAGUACUCUGAAAACGACCCAUGGGGUUCAGACUUUGAAACUGAAGAUGACAUCACAUAUGGAGGGAGUAUAAGAACACAAGAUGGUUUUAUAGAUGAGGAAGAGGAAGAGGAUCCAUAUGAUACAGUGGAAAUAAGUCCCAUGAGGGAACGGAAGAGACCGGUAACUUGCUUUGAUUUGUAGUUCUGAUUUAUGUUCUAAAGCAAAGUCCUCUUUUCACAUUCUAUCUACUUAGUAGAAUGAGCAUUCUAAAGAAAAGUUCUCUUUUCAAAUUCUAUCCCUGAUGUUUGUCUACUGAAUUCACUCAUCAUUUAAUGACCUAGCUAUUACAUGAACGGGCUACCAUAAACUAGAGAUAGAACGUCUCCAACACUUCCUUAGUAGAAUGAGCAAAGAAGGAUAUAUCAUAAGUAAACAGAGAGAAUGUGCUUAUGCUUUCCCUAUUCUCAAAAAUGUUCUAAUUUUUGUAAUGUUUUUGUCCCAUGCAUUGUUUUCAUUUCCUAAAUAAUACCUUGCUCAUGGUCCCUCAUGUAAAGAUACUGAAGUUUGUAUAAGGGCAGUUGAAAUUUCAUUUGUAUGUCAUGUACAUCCCACAAGUAUUUUGGGAAUCCAAUGUAAUUUUUUUCUCUUUAUUCAGUUUCAAUUUGUAUCAGAAAUUGCAAACUUCUCACCAUUUUCCACUGGGAAGAAGUCAUCACUGACCAGUCCAGGACUGAAGGCCCAAUUUAAGGGUUGCCUUGGACUGAAUAGAGUGCCAAGUAUACCAUACUUGGCCAGUAACUCACAAAAAGGUGCAAUGUGUUUGUAUUUUAUUGAUUCACAAUGAUAGUUUUAAUAUUGAAAAUAACUUUGUCAGAUCUGUGAUAAUUUGAUAUUUUUUACAUUAACAAUGAUAAUAGGACCGAGUAAAGUCUGUUAUCACAGAAUUGGACAACAUGAACUCCUGUUACAAUUAAUCAAAACUAUUUCAUAACAAAAAAAACAAUAGUUCACUUGGCAAAAUGUGUGACAACAGCGCAUGCACAUGAGUUGUUCUGUACUCAGGCAGGAUGUGUUAACUGUUCCUUUAGCUGUCUCAUUACACUUUCCAAUAAGUGCUCAAAUCAGGCUGGUGAUAACCAAUCACAUUUGAGGAUUUUGUUAUAAAUGAUAGUUUUGAUUAAUUGUAGUUAGGCACUUCUCAUAUCAACAAUUCUAUUCUUUAUUUCAUUUUCACUUCUAAAAUGGAAACAUUAGAAAAAACUAACAAAAUUUCAGAGUUUUUUUCAAUUCUUCAUUCUAAUUUGCAUAUUUACAUUUUUACUUUUACAUUAUUUCAGUAUUGGUUUCUAUGAAGUUUCCAAUUUUUUUAAAUUUUCAGUGUGGAGUGUACCCAUGGACAUAAACUUAUCUGGAUAAAUGAGACUGUUUCAAACUCUGUUACUGGCCCUUUCACAGACCUGCAAACUGUGGGAUACAAAGCCAAAACAUUCCCUUUUCAUUUUGUUCAUGCUUGUGUCAAUCAUUACAAUAAUUGUGAAAGCUUUCUAAACCAGAACCAAAUAACAACAUAGAUUGAUAUCCUCUGAUUGAAACUCAGGAAAUUGUCCUUUGAUGCUUUUCCCAGAUACGCAUUAUAUAAUUCACAUCAAGACAGUGCAAGAACAUUAAUUGACUUUAUUCAGCAUUGCUGCAAAUUGAACCACUUUCACUACUAACAAUAUCCCCUGCAAUUGCUACAAGUAAGUUUUGUUUUACUUGUAUAGAAAACGAAGAAGCAAAUGCAGUUUAUGUUGACCCAGAUAUCACAGACUCUGUAAACUAUCAGCAGCCUGUCAUGCCACCCAUGCCAGAAGGGUUAUCCAAUGAGCAGGUAUACAAAGAAAUUUACUUUCUUGAAAUCACACAAUGUAUGUACAGUGCAGUUGGUGUUUUAGUGCAGUUAAAUGCAAUCAAACAGAGUAAACAACAAAGAGCAUCAGCAUAUUUUUUUCUUUUUUUUUUUUUGCAUAUGCAUUUCACACAUCAUUAAGUUAAAUGGGAAAACUUCAAAUCCCACCUCACCUCUAUUUUUUGCUAGAUCAAUGCAUCAUGCAUUAAUUUGGAGCUUGAUCACAAGUCGUGUUUAAACCCUGAGCCAUUCUCCUUUAUGUGAGGUAUGUUCUGUAGCUUCCCUUUUGUUCUCCAGAUCAAAAGAUACCAAAUUGUGAAGUUCAUGCUGGAGAGUGAGGCAGAUUAUAUGAGACUUCUGGAUCAACUUAGCAAGGUAAGUGAGUUAAUACAGUGCUGUUUGAAGUGCUUAUAACAACCGUUUUCCACAUGAUGUUGGACAUUGUUUAUUCUCUGCUUGAAGUUCAUAUUAUUCCCUGAGCUCUUUAAAGGAGACUGUGCUCUAUUAUAUGGGAUAAAUAACUAAGAGUAGAGUCCUAAGCAGGUAAUACAUAUCUCAUUUCCUAAAUUUCUUUCCCUCCAGUGUGCUUUGCGCACUGGUUAUUAUUGUUAUUAUCUGGGAACUUGAUGCUUUUUCUCACAAACCAAAAAAACCGGGGAAGAAUACAACAAUGACGGUAGCUUUAGCCACUAUUUUCAUGGCAAAAAUAGAAAAAGGAUGUUAUCACCCUGAGCAUGACUAACCACUCCUUGAGAAGAGGUACAUCAUUGAUGUUUUCUGUCUGUGGAACAGAAGCAACAACAAAAUAGAAGAAUUUGUAGGAUGGGAAACAACAACUCUACAUUGUACCAUGGUACAAUCACUAUUCGCUGCUAAAAUAUCAGACUCAGAAAUUAUAUUCUUGGACACAAUAGUGUGCAAAAUGGGAGAGGUUUAGCAGGGAAUCGACCAUUGACAAACAAAUCUAUAACAAAGAGAUAAAGCCCUUCGAAUACUUGAAAUUUUAUUUGUGUCAUUUACCACGCCCAAGAAAGGAUUUGUGAGAGGAGAAGUGCUACACCUGCCAUGAAUAAAUCCAUCAUGCUCCACAUUUAAUUAGAACAUACAGUGUUUCAAAGUAGUCUUAAGAAUAGAGGAUACCAAAAUAAAAUUUUGGAGAAAUGUGUCUCCGAAUUCGAUUUCAUUGGGAGAGAAUGGUCAUACAAACACUUGCAUGGGAUAAAGUUGCAAUGGAUUGUAAAUGUUUCCCAUCUGACAGUCACCCAAUUAUCAAGAGGAACUUUCUGUUUGACUUUGCUCCAAAAUACUGUCUAGCAGGGUCUUUGCAAACCCACUGUUCAUAUUCUUGCCAAAUCCUAAAGCUUCAUUUAUCUCAUUUCAUGCUUUCAAAAUUGAUAUAGUAAGCCAUAUAAUAUGGAGGCUUUUUGCUUGUGCACAAUUACCUCUUGGUGGCUUCAUUAUUGUGAACACAGACUGAAAUGACAAAUCUACAUAGCAAAUAGAUGAUAGACGCUAGAUGAGGCUAUAAAGAGCUGGUUCUUGAUCAAGAUUGCAAAGAUUUAGUCUAAUAAUUUUUUGUUAUACAGAAAAUCUUGAGAAUGUCUACUACCCCCACAAUGCAUCCUGAUUGAGCAUGGCCCUUUAAAGUCUUCUCUCUCUCUCUCUCUCUCUCUCUCUCUCUCUCUCUCUCUCUCUCUCUCUCUCUCUCUCUCCCUUUCUAUUUGCUUGAAUAAAAGGUUUUGUGUGUGCGGAUGGGUGUCAUAUAAUUAGCCCUUUCCACUCUAACAUCAGUAUGUAUAUUCUCUAUACUGUUAUCUAUACAUUCCCUAAGGUGGUGGAAAGGAGAAUUUGUUUAACAAUCAAGAGCUUCUGUAGUUAGUGAUCAUUUCCUUUAUUCUCAUGAUCUUGAAUGAAUAAUUCAGCAGUAUUAUUGUAAGGAGAAACCAGAUGCUGGUCACUCUUAGGCUCUAAAGGGCUGAUAAUAGAUUCCAUGUUGCCAUGUGUCUGAUCAGUAAUAGAUCACAGACAGUGCCAAAUGUGGUAAGAACAAAAAAAUGGCACACUGGUCUUCUUUAUAUAGUAGAGAAGCAGGACAUUGUUAACCCUUUAACUCCCAGCAGUGAUUAGCAUGUAACUUCUCCCUUUAAUAUCCAUACAUUACCCAGCAAACAGGUGAUAAGAAUACUCAAACUUAUCAGGUGGAAGUUGUUACCUUGAUCUAGAACCAAGUUCUUGUAACUAACUUGCAAGGAAAUGUGUAGUGACUGGAGGGGAGAAUUAACAAUCAGAUCCUGGGUGUUCAAGUGUUAGCAUAUGCAUCUGUCCUCCAAUAAUUAAUUAAAAUGUGUGGGUAAUUCCAUUUAUUACAUUACAGAAGUUUGUGAUACCAACACUCUUCCAUCUGUUUAGCAUUCACUUUAAGAAAAGUUUGACUUAACUUCUGUGGGAAAAAAAUUAUUUGAUUUAUUUGCAUAUUUUUGCAUCUUUGACAGCAAUAUGAGCUACCCAUCAGAGAGCGUGAUCUUCUUGAGCCAAAUAAGAUUGACAUCAUUUUCCAACAUGUACAUAGAGUAUUGCAGUGUCAUGCCAUGUUUAAUAUUGCACUGAGUGCAAGGAUGUCAGACUGGACACCAGAUAUGAAAGUUGGCGACAUCCUGUAUGCUCUGGUGAGAUUAAAUUACCUUCUCUAAUUUUUUUGGUUAUUAAUAUUAUUUCAUAUUACUAAUCACCAUGUUGAAUUUAAUUGUGACAAGUAUUAGCAAACCAUCAUGAGUCUUUGGGUAACAUUUUUUUUCACAGCUUACAGCUAAUAGAAUCAAGGCUUCCUGCUCCUAGAGAUUCCACAGAUUGACUGAAAAUAUUUCUUUAAAUAGUCAAGCAAACAGUCCAGGAGAAGACAAAUCAAAAAAUAUCUUGAAAUGUGUGGAUGGUGGAAGGGAGAGUGAAAGUCAAAUACUAAGAGUUAAACCCUUUACACCCUAACAUCAGUAUGCAUAUUCUCCAUACUGUUCUCUAUACAUUUCCACAUAGGCUGACAGGGAGAAUUUCUUUAACAAUCAAGAGUUGCUUUAGUUGGUGAUCAUCUCUUCUAUUCCUGUGACUUUCAAGUAUGAGUUAGGGGUGAUAUAGUAAGGAGAAAUUAGAUGCUAGUCAGUCUUAGGGGCUCAAGGGUGAAAAGGGAUCAAGUCUAAAAAGAUAGGGUUAAAAAUCCUCCUUUUUGUAUUUUUAUUUUACUGACCUCACUUGGUUUUUAUUUUUAACAGUUUUGCAAAUCCAUGGUCCUGGAUGCUUACAGCGGAUAUGUGAACAAUUUUGCCAAAGCUAUGGAUACAGUGAAAGUAGCUUGUAGAACUCAUCUGGCAUUUGCACAGUUUUUAAAGGUUGGUAAUUGGCAAUUUGAUAAAGAUAUAUUUAAGCAAAUAGAUCAUUACCUUUCAUUCUACAAAUGUUUGUAUCAAGUACUCCUGCAAUAAUGUUAUACUACGUACAGCUGUCUGAACUUUUCCAUGUUACAAUUUUGGAACUGACCGUUGAAUUCGUCAAUUUGUAAAUUGUUAUAAAAUGGACUGCUGAGGGAGACAGGGACAGAAGUUUUAAUCUUAACUGAAAUGAAGUUAUCAAAAAAGUCAAGUGGUGUCAGUCAAUGUGGAAAGUUCAUGAGGGUCCUUUGUCUUUUCAGAACUACCCUCAUCCAUGUGAUUCCACCACAGUGUGCAUGGUCAACAGUUGGUCUUGGUUAAAACCUUUAAUUAUAUUAAAAUUGUUAUUGCACAAUUGAAAGGUUUGCAGGGGAUGGGAUAGCCUUAUUUGAAGACUAUUGUUAAAUAUAUCUUUCCUUUUCAACCCACCAAUAAAAUUGAUUUUUUUUUUAUAUGUCAGUCACGCAGACAGUCAAGCCUUGACCACCUCUCCCUUCAUAAUUUGAUGUUAAGACCAAUUUAUAGAUUUCCACAAAUUUUGGCCCUUCUACAGGUUAGUAAUGAACUGCUGUACCUUGCUGUUAAUAAAAUGUUUAGUAUAACUGUACUUUAAAACUCUGUUAGUGGUUACAUGCACAUUAUAGAGAAACAACAAACAUAUUCCAGCAGGAGGGGUAAGCUUUCAGGAAUGCAUUGUUUAAAACACAAUUCAGCUACAUCAGGGUUGAUGAUAAUUUUCUUUUGAUUUAUAGGCUAUAUUUUAUUACUGUCAGUUUUGCCUUACACUGAAGGAAAAUCCCACAAAAUGCCAUCUGCAACAUUUGGCCAAUAGAUACAAAAACUAUAAAUUGUUUAGCAUUUAAUCAAAUAAAAUGAUGCUCACUGUAAAUAACAUUUCAAAUAAAUUGGCCCUUGAUUACUCCACUUUCCAGAGACACAAGGUUGCAUUCUACAACUUCCCCCUGGAUAGGGUGCUAAGAAUUUGCAGGUUCCCCCAAGAAUUCUGCUCCUCUGGACAUUUAGUGAUUUUCAUUUAUCUCUCUCACUUACUUGCGAGGCCAAGAAGAAUUUCUCUUCACAAUGUUUUUCACUUUAAAGAAGAAAAGUAAUGAGCAGAGAGAAUUAAUAGAUUUUAUGUAUUUUAAUGCUGAACUCUCCUAGCUGAAAUUACAUGAAACAUAUGGUAGGUAGUAAAGCUUGUUUUGAAAUAUCACAAUGCAAAGAAGUUUUGCUUGGACUCAAUUGAGGUCUUUCAGAGUGGAGGCCAGGGCUGGGUUUCAAAUAUGUCUAAGUUAAGAAAUCCUUGGUAGUGUUCAUUUUUAUAGCUGUGCAGAAGAAUUUCCCUCAAACUUUACUAUAAUUGUACACCUUCUGAGGCAGAGAUAUUGAAACCAAGUUUAACUUUUUAUUCUGGAAUAGUAGUAAACAUCUUUGGAACAACCUGGUCUCCACUCUUUAUACUCAAGCUCAUUUCGAAAUAGUCUUUAUUCAAAUCACUUUUACUGUAUUCAUAGGAGUUGCUGGUUGUGACUCCCAGGGACCAUCCAGAUCGUGUUCCCCUCCAGCUUGCUCUUACUCAGUUAGAGUGUCUGGCAGAAAGUCUCAGGGAAAGGAAGAGAGAAGCUGAGCUAAGAAAUAAAGUGAAACUGUUGGAUGGGUUGGUGGCACAAAGCCACAAGGUCAGUUGAAAUAGAAGUUCUGGAUCAAAGUUAGUAUCUGAGCAACUGUGCACCUAUCCGUCUCCUAACCCAACAUUAACCGUAACUUGUUAUCAGUUGAUUGUUGUUGUGGGAGGGGUUAGGUGGGAAGUUGCUCAGAUACUAACAUUCUUCCAAACUUGGAACCUCUUUGAGGGAAGCAGGUUGGUUUGAAUUAUACAAGGUUCAAGGGUAAAAGGACAGUACUUGAAGGGGGAAAAGAUGCCAGUUUUGUCUCAAAGUGCAGGGAUUUUCCAAAACCAAGGGUUUGAGUUAUCAGAAUUUUACUGAUCCUUGGUAUCCCUAUUGCUAACAGAAGAUGUCCGGGACAAGGUUGGUUCACAUCAAUUUUUGCCAGUAAUAAUGAGUUUGCUUUACCCAAAUGUCCCUAACAAAGAUCAGAAUUACCUAUUACCUGGCAUUUUGAUGAUUUAUCAAUUGAAUAUCAGAGACUUGGCAUACAAGACCCCUUAGAAGUAAUUUGGAAAUUUUGAAAUAGAUUGGACCUUUUGAAAUUGCAGUGGAAUUGGAGCUUAAAAAAACUCAAAAUUAUGUUAUCGUGGUGCACUCAGCAUGGAUAAUUUCUGGGUAAAUAAAAAAGGUACAAAGAUAGCUUAUAGAAAUUACUUGAGUUAAAGAUUUUUUUACAAGGGAUCACUACUUAUCAAAGGCAGUGUGACAGUUGCAGUAUGUUUUUGCAGCAACUGAUAUUUAUUCUGUUUCUUUGACCUUCAGACUUUGGCUUCUGGAAAUAGGUACUUCAUAAGACAGGACGACUUCGUACAAUGUGUGAGUAAAUGUGUUAAUAUAGGCUGUUGAAAAAGUUGUAAGGCACCGUGACGAAAUUUUCUCUCUGGCAUUCACUAAAAUGGAAUAGAUAGAGACCACUCACAAUAAUGUGAAGAGCAACUGUGAAAGUAAUAUGUAUGCCACAGACAGGUUUUGAUUUAGUGACGAAUGGGAAAGAAAAUAUCCAUUCGGCAGUGAUCCUCCACACCAGCCAGAAAACCGCAUUAUAUCUGGCAUCAGCAAAGUUUGUGCGAUGGUUGUAUGUGCACCAAGUGGUUUAAGAGCCCAAUGAAAAUCAAAGCGGUAGGAUCUGUGAAAACGAGCAAUCUCUGGCAGCUCGGCCGCGCAACGUUUGUCGCGUCCACAAAACCGCCAGUCUUAGUCACGCAGACUGACUGCAUCUCCAUGUACGUCUCUUUCCUUUUUGAACUAGCGAUUGUAGGUUACCGAGAAGAACGCCAGUUCUUUCUUUUUAUCUCGCCUCAGCACCCCUCUUCCUCUCCUCUACACGAUGGGUACUUUUCUAGAAAUUGGGGAUGAUAGAGCUCUACCACUUGCUCCUUGUUUUGUCUUCAAUAUUUGUUUUUGUUUUAUCGUCUCAGAAUGUUGAAGGUGAAUCAAUCCUUGGGACAAAGAAACGACGCAUUAUCAUGUUGUCAGACAUGCUGCUUUGUGUUUCUCUCAUUAAGGGGUAAGAGAUUGCCGAGUAGAGUUGAAACCAUUUAUUUCCUCUCGGAGAAUGUAUAAUUCUAAUGAUCAGAUAAAGUUGGUUGUUAAUCAAAUCAGCAAGGAACUGAUCGAUAGAUUGAUUUGCUCUUUUUUCUUUGCCUCAUUUUUUUAAAAAUCUAUGUUUGAUCCUAUAUUUAUUUUAUUGAUUGCUUCGUUAAUUUUUAAUAGUUGUUAAAAGUCAAGAAAUAGUUCUAGAAAAGAAACAUAGAAUUUCAUCUUGAAUCAGGGAACAUUUGUUUUUACAACAAAAUAACAAAUGCAAUUCUCGUCUUCUUACAUUGGGCCUCGAUCCAAAGGAUUUUUUGCGACUUUUGACCAAUAUGUCAACCCUUUACACCCUAACAUCAGUAGGCAUAUUCUCUAUACUGGUCUCUAUAUAUUUCCUUAGAAGUUGACAAGGAGAUUUUUUUUUACCGAUCAAGAGCUUCCUUUAAUUAGCAGCUGUUUAUGCUCCUUUUUCUAGUGACCUUUAUGUUUGAUCCAGGGGUUGAGAAAUUAGAUGUUUAGUAACCCGUUAAGCCAAAGGAGUACUGACAGGAAAUGACGCUUGUAAUUAAAGCAGCGGGACGCUUAUCCUGUGUUUUUAUUUUGUAUUUGUUGCGGCGGGGAAUUUUUCGGUUUUACUUUGGAGAACUUGGGGAAUUUUGGUCACUGAUUUCUUUGGCUACCAUGAUACAGUUUGGAAUUUUUGGUAUCUGUGACCUCGUUUCCCUUUCAGGAAGAAAGACCGUGCCAUGCACAUGGUUAUUGACCCAAAAGCCAAGUACAAACUGAAGUGGAAUGUUCCAUUGAGUGAUGUGAAUAUCGUGGAAUAUGGUCCGGGUGUUAACAUACUGACAAAUUCCUACAGAACAACGAUAAAGCACUCUAAUGAAGGUAGGUACAAUGUCUUCUGACACACAGUAAGUAAAUGAAUAUGGAAGUGAUCUUUGCAGUAACGAACACUAUUUAAGCAGAAGUGAAAAUAAAGCUGCUCAAGUAGUGUUCAUUACUGCGAAGAUCUCUCGUAUUCAUUUAGAAAUCUGCAGUUCACAUAUAUGAUUUUUCAUUAAUUCACAGUCAUUCGCAGGUUUAGAGUAGUUUUAGGUGAGUGUCAUGUGGCACACAGAGUGCAGCAGGAUGUCUAUGUGAUGUUCUUACCACAAUUUGACGUCCUUUGUGAUCUUUUGCAUUACACACAAUUAGCAAAAUGGAAUCUAUUUGUUUCGAAUGAUAAAAAAUUGCAAAAUUUCCCAAACAGGUCAGUAUCGAAGUGCUUACAGUGGUUGCCGGGAACACUUUGAAGACCUGCAGCAGGACUUAGCUAUCAUUGGUCAAAUCGCUGGCCUCGUGUCCACGCUACGACGGUCAUACCAGGUUAGAUUCGUAUUCGCGCUCUUGGAAAAGAGGUAUUCUCUUCAGGCCGUGUGAUUUGAGACCGUGAAUUGAUGUAAAAUAAAAGGAUCAUAAAAAUUGGGGGAAAGGCUUGAAUUGAGAACGAAAUGAUUCCGAAACGUUGGGAUAUUAGUCAUGUAUAGCACCAGUUGCUGUUAGAUAUGUAAUUUGCUUUUGGUAAAAAUUUUUCAGGUUCUUGAUAUGGAAAAGGUUCAGAAAUGGCACAAGGCAGUGCAGAGGACAAUCGAGGAAGAAACACGACUGGCCAAUCUUUAUUGGCUCGAGUUGUCAUUGCCAUCUAAGUAAGAGUAACACUAAACGGUGUAAAAUUAUUUCGGACUGAAUUCGGGGAUUUUUGGUAAAAAUGGUGCCUUGAAAAUAUCGCUUUUGGAGAAAGUUGUGAAUUUCUAUGUAACAACUGGGUACAACGCCGUGUUGCCCAUCUUAGUUAUGAGUUUGGCCGCACGUGUUAAUGUCCUAAUAGUGAGCUUAAAACAGUUGGUAAUUUAGCUUCUUUCUCUUUCGUUACCUUUAGUGCUCUUUUAGAACUUUUGAUUUAGUAUUUUUGAACGCAAGCAAUCGCUUUGGUCGGUUGGUCAGUAAGUCAGUGACUUUGUUGAUCAGUGGGUGGGUUGUUCACUCAGUCGUUUAAUCAUUUAUUUGGUUGGUUAGGUAUUCAGUCUCAGUCAGUCAAUCAGUCUGUCAGUCCGUCCAGUUAGUCAGUCUGUCAGUCAGUCGGUCAGUUUGUUUGUCAGUCAUUCGCUCUGACGAAGGGCUCAUCCUCGAGACGUCAACUUUAGAAACUCGUUACGGUGGCCUGUUGACAUUAUCAACGCAGUUGAUAAAACCAAGUUAUCUUGUUACACCGCCUCCCCAACCCCCGCCCCUCCCGACCGUCGCCGCACUGCAGUUUCUUUGGAAACUUACCCUCGUUAUUCGUAUGUCUGUCAGUCGAUCAGUCAGUCAUCCAGAUUGUCAGACAGUCUUUCGGUCAGUCAUCCCGAUAUUACUCAACAGGAUUUGGACCAUUUAUCCUUGCGUCACUUGAAUGAGCAAUAUCAUCAAACACAUUACCUAGGUAGAGCGGGUUCAAUUAAACUGAAAAAAAGAGAAAGAAAGAAAGAACACCACAAUUAUCCUGAUGAAUACAUUACUUGGUAGUACAAUUGUUUUGCAGGAAUGGCAAUGUAAACUACAUUUUUAGCACAGACUCGCCAACAGUGAAAGCGGAAUGGGUCACAGCUCUUAAUACGUCUAAGUUGCGACUGGGUAAGUCGAGUUUUUUUCGUGCAUUUACUACCAGCUAUUUGUUGAAACUCCCUCAGUGACUUGUCCCAGUGUGCUUCUACCAAGCGACCAGAACUUGACUUGCAGAAAGAUAUUAUGAAAAACAUGAAGCGAAUCUUUUUUGAAUAGACCACCACAUAGAAGUUAUCUUCCUUAAAUCGAAAUGUUUGUGGAAUGUUAGGGUUAAGGGUUUCUCUGACGUUUAAGAUGAUUUUCAAUGUGGCUAAAUUCUCUCUGUUUUUCGUUUUUUGUUUGGUUGCUUUCUAGCCCCUGAAAACAAUCCAGGUUGGUAUCUUCCAGAAGAUGAUGGAACUGGAGGCGUGGCCGUUCAAAGGCGGAACAUGCCUCUCCUCAAAGAUAACUCAAAUUUAUUUAUGCUCAACCAGAAGGCAAAGGUACGUUAUCAUGUUCUUGCAACGGAAACGUUUACAAGGAGCUGAGAGAGAGUAGUGUUAAGAGCAUUUCCCCCACCACCGUGACUGGGUUCGAUUCUAAGACCUGUAGUUGGUAUCACAUGUGGGUUGAGUUUGUUCCUGGUUCCCUAUUCUGUUGCGGGGGUUUUUGUCCGUAUUUUCUGUUUCGCGAGUUUACUUCUUUGAUGCUAUUACUUUUAUAGUGGGUUUGUUCUCUACAGAAAUUUUCAGGGACAUGUCUAAAUGCUUAUAACUUUAUGUAUUCAUAUUAUCAGAGGAUACUUUAUGUAGUUUGGAAGGUAUUGCUCUAACGGAGGUAGACUAAGAGUACUGAGUCCUUUCUUUUUCCGCGAAGUCCGUCGCGCGAGUAAAAACAAAUUGGUGAAAUCGAAAAUUGAUCUUAUCGCUUUGGGUGUGCCUCACUCUCAAAGUUCCACUCGGCGCGCUAACAUCAGUUUUGGUUUUCGCUGAUUUUUUUUUACUGGUGCGACGGACUUUGCCGAUAAGGAGGGACUGCUCUUUGCCAGUGAUGAAGGUUCAACUCUUUUUAUAAUUUUUUUCUUUACAGAUUCAAUGUAUCGUGAGUUGUCCAGAUAUUUCGGAUUCUCUUCCCGGUGUCCACGACAACUACAACAUUCUUUGGCUCCUUUGCGGAAGUGGAGAUAAUGCCGGUCACGUGUCUGUAGUCAAAGUUUCCCUUGCCACCCCUCCACAGGUGGUAGAGUCGUUUCACGUGUGUGAGUCCAAUAUCUUGUGUGGUGCGUACAUGGAAAGGACCUGCGGCGAGGAGAAGAAAUUCAAGGGAACGGUCAGCGGAAGGUUUGGCUUUCCUUUUCCCACGGUCUGGCUAGGAACACAGGGAGGAAGGUACGGUCAAGGGCCACUUCUGUCAGCCAGGCUUGGCUCAUUGUUUGAGGUCUCAGCUUAUUUAUCAUUCCUUACCAAAAACUGCAUUGUUUCCCUAUUCCUAGAGGUGGGCGGGUUACACCGGUUAAUGAGAAGGUAAUAAGCCGAUCAAUUCGAAGCUUUAACAAACCCCCCCGUCCCCGGAGUAAUCCACGGGCAUUUGGCCGUCGUCCAUGCCCGGUGGGUGGGGGCGGAGGUGGGGAAUUUGAACAGGCGGUGUCGAUUCUUUUUAGGAAUACAAGUGUUAUAUCUUUAAAUUUAGAGGUGUUUAAGGUAAAUAAUUUACUUUCGCGAGCAAAUAGCUCAUAAAAAAGGUCUACCAGGUCUAGGUUUUAAAGCUUGGUCAAUGUGCAGAAAGUCACCGUAGCUGAUUUUGUCUUUUACAUGAAAAAUUGGGAGGGGCAUUUGAACACAAUUUUGCCCGAUGGGGGUUCAGAUAAGUUCAAAUAAGUUCAGAUAAGUUCAAAUAAGGGGGGCGGGGGAGGGGGAGGAGGGUUUGCCCAGGGAGAUGUUGAAGCUUUGAGUCGAUCGACGCAUAACCUGUGGUACUGCGGUAGGCUUGCAUCCCACUUAGGGAGAGUACCAGUCCUCCUAAUUACGAAUCAGCAAGUUUGACUUCGAACUUAACAUGGAUAUAAAUUGUCUCAACUUUGCUAACCUGGAAAAGUUUUAGAACUCGUCUAUCUUAUCACUGACCUUUAUCACUCUUACACGUUUUUCCUCAGAAUUUUUAUCUAUAAUGCGGCGGACGCCACACGGCGCUACGUCAUGUCAGUAAAACUUCCAGACGCAGUCUUGCAAAUCAAGUAAGCCGAUAGUAGUUACGCAUGUUCUAUACGAUUGGUAGACUGGUUCGAAAGUCCUUGCCGAGAAUCUCGUCAGGGGCUGUGGAUAUUUUGACUUAUACAGAGAUUGGCUUGCAUUGCUUUCGGAAGAUGAAAUGCAAAAAAUUAAAAACCUCCUGUCCUUCUUUGUCGGUUAAUUUCAAUUUUACCACAACUGGCAAUAAUGUCGCAAUCUCAGUGAUCGGUCAAUUUGCCGUUGUCGACAAGACUACAGACAACGCUGCUCGCAUCAACUCGUCACGCAAGGGUCACGCACUGAAAAACUCGUGGUUUAGCGUGGUCUGUAUUGUUACCGGCUGAUCCUCGUGAUUCGACAACAUUUUGUUCACAACAUUUUGAAGCUAAUGACUGUUGAAUAAUUUCUCCUUGUCAGCACCUAAAGAAAAGUUUAGAGAACAGUGUAGAGAAUAUGCAGAGGGAUGUUAGGGUGAAAGGGGUUAAUUGUUAGAACUGGACGAUUGCACUGAGGUUUUAACAUGGCGUUGCACUACUGUGCCCUCAUACAGUAAUUUCUGGUGUCAACUUACUCGCUCUCAUUUUUUCCUUUUUUUAUAUAUAUAUAUUCUUUUCAGAACGAUAAACAUGAAAAUCUUUGCAGCUGUGGCUGAUGGUAGCGUUAUUAUUUUCAAACGCAAUCAAGGUAACAUGAACGAAUGAAUCGUCAAUCCCAUGUUUUGUAUCUAUUCAUUCUUGAACCCUUGAAUUCUUCUAUCUUACUUCUCCUUACAAAAUCAGCCCUAAGGUCACGAGAAUAGGGAGAAAUUAUCACCAACUAAAGAGGCUCUUGAUUGCUAAACAAAUCCUCUUUAAUGGCACCUUAGGAAAUGAAUAGAGAACAGUAAGGAGAAUAUCAAUACUGAUGUUAGGGUGAAAAGGGUUCAAUGUACUGUAAUUUCGUGUACAUUGUGCUUCUUUGUGACUGUCAUGUGCUUUUCGUAGUGUUAGAGUAUGUUUUUCAGUUCGUGUAUAUUUAUGUGCACUUUUCUGUAACAUCUAUCACCCAUGAAAUAAAAACUCGUGUUCAAUGUAAACAUUGAACGCCGUACCGCUCUUGUGGAAAAGUGCAUACAAUUGCUCCUCAUCAACUUGCAUACCCAAUAAUUCCAUCAGAAGUAACAUGCGCAGUAAAAGUAAACAUUUUUAACCAAAGGAAUCUCUGAGGUGGUAGGAGCCAGGCAACACGUACAUGCUGGCAAUAGCAGAAUUGGCAAGGGAUUUUUAGUUUCCUUUUUACAUUUUAUUUGUAUUUAGCGGGCACAUGGAACUUUAGUGAACCAAAGGCCGUCGGUCUCGGUAAAGCUCCUGUCAUGGCGAUGGCGGCUGUGAAAGAAAAUCUUUGGUGUUCCUGUGGUAGCAAGCUGUUCAUUUUAGACUGCAAUGAAGAGAUUAUCAAGGUACCUGUUAAUGACGACAUAUAUAAAAAAAAAAGAAAAAAAAGAAACGUUUCAUAAAAAUUGCAUCCAGUGAGGAGAGCUACACCGGGCCUCGUCGUUCUUCUUAGGUCAUGAAACGUGGAUAGUCACACAAACAAAAUUUUUUGGAUAUAAUUGGAUAGGAGAGGAAACCGCGCGCUGUCAUUGGUCAGAUGAGUGGUCCACACUCGCCAGUAUGGCUCCUUAAAAUUCAGAGCUGUUCUUCGCCAAAAUCUCGCGUUCUUUUUUGCCAAUUGUUUUCGGACAAAUGAAACUUAAUUUUGUAGAUGCCUACUAGAAGAGGAGAAAAAAUCCUAAACGAAAAAUAUAUAUUCAAAAAGUGAUUAGCUUCGAGGUAAGUGACGUCGUAGUAAACAUCAAUGACGCAUUCGCCUGUGACCCAUAUUUUUACCUUAUUUCGAAAUCUGUGAUCUUUAACUCAAAUGACACAGUUUGAUGACGAUAUAAAAUUCUUUAUCCAUUUAUAUGCACCUUAAGGGCAUGGAAAGGGAGCGGGGAUGGCGCACUCGCCUCCCACCGCGGUGGCCUAGGUUCGAUACUCGGACUUGGCGCCACAUGUGGGUUGAGUUUGUUGUUGGUUCUCCUCCCUACUCCGAGGGUUUUUCUCCAGGCCCGCAGGUUUUUCCCAGGCCGUCAGGUUUUUCUCUAGGUCUUCAGUUUUUCCUCCCUCCACAAAACCAACAUAUCAAAUUUCCAAUUCGACCUGGAAACAGUGGACAAGAGAGCCACCUCGUGGAAUGCCUACCGCUUAUUUCCCAUUAAUUUCCCAUUGGAUGAGCGUCAUUAUUUUCAAUUAUUUUACAAAGCACGUGAUUGAAGUCGAUGAAAAUCCCAAGACGAGUAUCAAGCUUCUUGUUUGUUACGGUGUGGGUGUGUGGGUGUCUGUCUGGAAGCAGCCGUCAAUCAAGUUGUUCCAUAGUGAGACACUGAAGCACGUGCAAGAUAUCAGCAUCGCCUCUCCUGUCACCAAUAUGCAACGGGGUUAGUUUAAAUAUAGACUGAAACAAAAAAUUAAACCUGAAAUUAUUAAAAGUAAAAUUUUAAUACCUUCAAGUAUCUUUGGAUGGUAUGUUAGUUUGUGGCAGACUAUCUUCUCGGUAUUCAUUGCCUGAAAAAUAUGUUGAGUUGACCUCUUGUUCAAUAUUUAUUUUAUGAAUGAACUGCAAACACAGUAGUGAUAUAUUCCCGAUUGCAACUAAGCGUAGUGGCACACUGCUCCACUUUGAAUUAGAUGUCUGGUGAGCUGGGCGACUACACAUAUCUAUCCAUACUGAAGAAGCACAAGUGCCAUCCGUAAUGAUUAGAGGGAAGGUAGCUUCGAAACGGUUUUAAAGAGGGAAUGAGAAUGAGCAGUGUUUCCCUGGCAUUUUUCUGGAGUGGAGAAUGGGUAGAGAACCAGAUGCAAUUCCCUCCGCCCCACCGUACAACCAAGAAUAUGUAUUUCUGCUCUUUUCUUCCUAGAUAUCGACUCUCAGCUGGAGAAGACAAAACUAGACCAAGUAUAUGCCACAGCCCUCGCAGCCGAUGAGGGUUUACUGUGGGUCGGUACAAGUGUUGGAGUCACUCUUGUGUUUCCUUUGCCGCAGCUGGAAGGAAUACCGCUUGUGUCUGGUAAGAAACUGCUUGCUCUUAUUCCCUAACAAAAGCUAUGGAGCAUCAUCCCUGAUCCGUCCGUUUCUCAUUCUCCAGGUAGAGCUUGUGUUGCUUUCCACUCGUACGGUAGCAGUGUGCGAUGUUUUUACCCGCUGAAGAAUAACCCAAACCUCGGAACGGAACAGGGUCCCGACACAAACAAAGUUGACUCGAGUUUGUUUCGUGAGAAUGAAGUCAGAGAUGCUUGUGUUCAAACAGACGCGGGAAUCUCCGGGGUCUGGUCUCACGCGUCACGUGGUUCGGCCUUAGCCAAUCAAAGUAAUGGUAAGUGUCAAUCCUCUUUUCACUGCACUGGUGAGCCUUCAGAUUAAAAUAAUGGAGUUAUACUAAAAAACCCUUUAAAAAUAAAGCAAAAGUCGUUCAACCCUUUAAUCCCUGAGAGUUACAAGCAUCUAAUUUCUCCUUUCAAUGUCACCCCUGAAUCAAACAUUAAGGUCAUGAGAAUAAAGGAAAUGAUAAUCAACUGAAGAACCUCUUGAUUGUUGUGCAAAUUCUCCUUGCCAGCGCUUCAGAACAUGUAUGAAGAACAGUAUGGAGAAUAUGCAUACUGAUGUUAGGAUGUAAAGGGUUGACCGAACGGUUACAACUAUCUAUGUUCUCGCAAGUGGUUAAGAUAUCAAUAAAUGAAAAGGAAGGGCUUCAUAUUGAAUUUUAAAGGGAAUUUUGCCAAUGUUUUGUUUUAGCAUCUCCUACAAAAGACAGUGACAGAGCUAAUGGACAAAUUACGGACCGAGAGGAUGAGGAGGACUUGUCCGACGAAAAUGUCGACAGCGAUGAUGAGUUUAACUUUGUGGAGGAUAAACAACAAACUCUGACUGGUGUACAGAUUAGAUCAAGUGUAGGGACUGCAUCUUCAUCGGAUUCAUUCAAAAUCAAGUUCGAAGGGACUGAGGAGUCUGCUAACAGCCUCCUCAGGAGCUCGGUUCAUUCCGACGAUGUUGUUGGCAAAACCGAAUUCCGAGUAGACGACUUCGCCCGAAUGUUAUCCGAAUUCAAAGGCUUUGGAAGCCAUCCGACGACAAGUGUUCCGGAGCCACCCCAAAUCCCAGUCAAUCUUCUCAGUGAUCAGGCCCAUUCCAAAGGUGUAACUUUAUCUGAAGGCCAAGAAAGUGAAAAAGCAUCUGCAAGUACUGAUGAAACAGUUGGAAGUGGUUUUGCGCUCGGACAAGCAGAAAUCGGAAGUGGAAGCGAAGAUGCAGCUUCCAGGGAUAAGGUACUAUCUGUUGGUGAAAAUGUCAAACUGAACGAUGCUCACGCGACUGCGGAAGCUCACGGUAGUAACUUUGAAACCGGAAAUGUGUCAGCCGGAGAAUCUUCUGGAUCUAAAGGCGAUGAACCUAGCGAUUUCUUACCGGAAGUUGAAAACAAGGCAGGAAACGAUUGCGGUACCGGAAACCUCGAGGUGGGUUCCUUUGCAGCUCCAGCCUACUUGGAAGUUCUGAGUGACUCAGAUUCUAGGGCUGUAAAGUCACCGGAAACGGCUAAGACGCCGGAGGUGAUUUACGACAGUCCUCGGCAAGACGAUAGCUACAGCGUUUUCGACAGAAGUCAGUUGCAAUAUUACACAACCGGAAGUACAGCUAAAGUAGAGAACUUGAAACCCAGGCUGCCGUUCCCUGUUCUAUUCGUAAGCGCAGGCGAAGGUUAUGCGGACUUGAGGCGAAAGCGACGGGAUGAAAACGACAAAGAGCCGAGGCUCAUGAUCUGGCAAAUAAUCUAGGAGGGAAUCCGAUAGAAAAUCUAGGGAAAUCGGAAAAUCUUCGUUGCAUUUCGGACUGGUCUCGGAAAAGAGCACGAAUGCAAAGGAAACUCGACUGAGAAGGCAAGUACAAUUUUAGGAUUUGAGACAGAGAUUUGUAUUCAGGCAAUUUAUGAUUUGCUUGUCAUGAGCAUCAUUUUUUAUAUUUACUUUUAACUUGAAAUAGUAGUACAAAUCAUAUUGAAUGUUAUUUUAUGAAUAAACAAAAACAAAUAUUAAAUACAGAUUUUUAGUUGAUAACACAAGAUUAUUUUUAUAUCGUUAUACAAGUUAAUGUAAAUUAGGUUGUUUUUGCUUUUUUUACGUGUUCUUAGUUAUUGCUUCUUUUCAUAAAGUUUCGUAGUAGUUUCGUCGUACUUAAGACUGUUUGAAGACGAAGUAUCGAAGAAUUAAAGCAAAAAUAAUCGUUACAGCCAUUCAAAACAAAAUAAGACUUCACAAUAUUGCCGCAGAAAUAGUCUUGCUAAAUGAAAAUCUGUCAAGGGAAAAGGGCUAUUGCAAAUUGUCAGUAAUCUGUUAAAAUUCCAAUUUAUCUUAUUCCUUCUCUGUAAACCGUUUUCUUUUUCCACGGGUCGUGUAUCACUUGUUUGGAGUGGGGAGGGUGGGGAAUUGCAAUACAGGGAAUCUGUGAACGGACAGAUUAGAGGCUUUGGAAUUUGUUUUUUGAAACUGAUUUAGUUGUGAAUUGAUAACGUAUAUGCUGCUUAAUUUAAUUUAUUUGAAUACGAAUAAUAAAAGUUUUCCAGAUGAUGAUUUUCCUG